Molecule: messenger RNA, 798 nt
Organism: Cladocopium goreaui
Lineage: Eukaryota; Dinophyceae; Suessiales; Symbiodiniaceae
Source: the annotation of a GenBank genome assembly
AUGCGUGGCGACUUUGCCAUCUUUGUCUUCGUGGAGUUCAUCGAUCAAUUGCUGGCCCGCACGGCCCUGAAACUCACGGGGCUGCGCAUCGCGCAACGGUCCGUGCGCGUGUGCUCCACCAUGGGCAUCGGGUCGGAAGGAGAGACAUUGGACGUCGAGCCUCUGAGGCAAUUGGAGAAGCUUCCGCUCAGACCUCUGGAUGGCACAACCAUGUUGCUGAAUGUUUGGCUGGGAGGCCUUCCCAUGCGCCUUUGUCGCGAAGAACUGCAUCGCAAGCGGUCGGGCUCCUGGGCGAAGCAUGAGACUUUGGAAAGUCGGAUCUGCACUGCCGUGCUGGCUCUGCCUGGCAUCAAGUUGCGCUAUCCGCAGAUGGAGCGCCCCAUCGUGUCGUUGAGGGUCAGCGAAUGCCAGCGCUACAUCUUCGUGGAGGCCGCGACGGAACUCAUCGCCAGUUCCAUGGUGGCCGCCAAAGGGUUGAGUUUGCCCGGUGGGCUGGAAGCCACCACUGGCUGGCCAGUGGCUGUCAUCGAUGCGGAGGAGCGAGCCCCGCCGCCCCUUGCGGAAGAUGGCAGCCUUUGCGACCCUUCUCAGGUCGGAGCAUUGGUGCAAAAAGCCAUCGUCUGCGAAGAAGACUUCGCGGAAAGGCUGGACUGCGAGAUUUUCAUGGGUGGAACCAACGGCCUUGAGGUAGAAGACCUCUGGAAAGCAUUGACGGAGUUGCUGAUGGCUGCCCGCAAGCACAUAUCUGGGGGAUGGUUGCCUGAUGAGUCAAUGUGGAUGUGUAUGAAAAUGAGGUAA